UCACUCUCUCUCUCUCUCUCUCUCUCUCUGUCUCUCUCUCUCUCCACGUUUACCUCUUUCUCGAUUUCUCUCUUUCUCAGUUAUUUGCUCACUUACUCUCACGCAUAUACACGUACGCGGGUACAUUAUAUAACAUACACGCGGUUGGUCCUCUCUUGUUCCGUGUGUCGUCUACUUGUUGUGUUGUCUAUCCUCUUUGGGUUUAGGUUCGGGCUCGAGUGAAUCGAGAGCGACGGGAAUGUGUGUCGCCGAUGAUCGGCGGAAAAGAGCGGCAGCCUCUCGCGCAACGGAUCCUCCACGGUGUUCGAUCAUCGGCUGAAAAUAUUUCCGUGCACCGAUGCACGCAACGGUUUGCCCUCGCGGGCCCGCGGAUACGGUUCUGCAAUAUGUUCUCCCACGAUUACCGUUUCGUUUCUACCACGAGCAGCACUAUUCUGGACGUAACGAACGUAACGUAAUGAACGCGAGGCCAGGAGACAUGUAAAAUGUGUUGUACAAUUAUGGAACCGAUGAAUUUUAUACCAGUGAUUUAGUGCUAUGUGUGAACACAUGGAACAAGGGACUUCAUAAAUGUUCAAAAUGACUUCUUCCCGUUUCGCUGCAUAUACUGACGUGCACAUUCUAAGGGAAACUUCCGUCGACGAUGGCAACAGUGCGCUGGAUAUUUUUAUGGAUUCCUUAAAUGGGUCCAAUUUUCCAUGCGUGCUGUAUGUACUCCAGGCGGCAGAGCGCGCAGUAGCACAAAGACACAUUUACACACAGGAAACAUGCAUAGAUGCACACUUACCUGCAAUAUUGUUAACAUAGGUGGAUGGGUCCCGAAGACGUCAUUGGAAACUGAGAUAGAAAUAUGGCUCUGUUGCUCUGAGUACAUAUCGAGACGAUAGUACGCGAUCGAUGUGGAAAUUGAAGGAGCUAUGCAGUUGACGUGUUCCUCGAUUCGGUGAAGAGAAACGAGCACGGGAAUAUCGUCGUGGAUGUACAGAAGAGGGAGGUGGAAAGAAUAGAAAUUCGCAGACAGUUUGAAAACGAGAACGAAGAUGCGCUCGGCCGACACGUGACACGAACAGAAACAUAACAGAGCUAAAGUAUUUCUAAAUACGUACGGACAGAGGAUAGUAAUCUAACAAAAAGAGAGGAGAAAAAAGAUAGCGAGAGAGUAAGAGAGAGAGAGAGAGGGAGGGAGAGAGAGAGAGAGAGAGAGGGAGGGAGAGGGAGAGAGAAAGAAGAAGAGCCAAAGGAGAAGAAGAAAAAUAUUUUUCGUGAAGGAAUAGAGCAAAUUUUUACAGAAGCAGUAGACAAAUUACGAACUACGAAAUAGAAAUGAGAGAAUAGAACUUCGGAGAUGUUUCUACUACAACGACAAACGGAAGAUGCUUUAAAUAACAAACUAAAAUAGAGAAGGAGAGAAGAAAAACGAGGAAGCUGUACGAAAACAAAGGGAGAGGGGAUAUAAGUGUAUAGGAAUUAAUAAGCGAUACAAUUAAAAGUAACUAGGAAAAAACACUUUUAUAUGCGAACGACGUGUUUUUAAAUAGGAAACAUAAACGCGAGGGAAACCGCGAGAAGGGGGGUGGAGUUGAUACGGAACUGGAUAACGCGGUGUGGACAGGAGGUUUUAGUCGGGGCGAGGAGAUAUAGAACGUUGCGGAUUGGACGGAUUCGUUUCGGCGAGAUAGCCGAAAAUGACAAGACAAUGCUCGUCGUCGCGUCUGAACGUGCGAAGAACGAAGAGGAACGGAAUCGACGGUGGACACUUCGGGAAUGUCGUUCAAUCGAGAAUGGAAUAACGAACGUGAUCAGAGACGACUAGAGAAAGAGAGAGAGAGAGAGAGAGAGAGAGAGAGAGAGAGAGAGAGAGAGGGAGAGAGAGAAAAAAAGGAAAGAAGAAGUCUGCGGGAAACGCGAACACGUUCCAGACAUGAAUGUUACCGUAAUCGUGGACUUUUCCAGCACCGAGAACUACGACGAUGCAACCAACGGUCUUGAUUGCGGCGGAGAGCCAUACGCGUACGGGAUAUGGGAGCGUUCGAUGAUAGUAAUGAUCGCCGUCAUGCUCAGCUUGGUAACCGUCGUCGGGAAUAUCAUGGUGAUGAUAUCGUUCAAGAUCGACAAACAAUUGCAAACUACCUCCAAUUACUUUCUGUUCAGUUUGGCAGUUGCUGAUUUCGCGAUCGGUCUAAUUUCCAUGCCUCUGUUCACGGUUUACACCGUGCUCGGCUAUUGGCCGCUAGGACCGCACGUGUGCGACACGUGGCUGGCGUUGGAUUACCUGGCCAGCAACGCGUCGGUUUUGAAUCUUAUGAUCAUCAGCUUCGACCGGUACUUCUCUAUAAUGUGGCCUCUCACCUAUCGCGUCAGGAGGACUACUUCGAAGGCGGCCAUCAUGAUCGCGUCUGCAUGGGGAAUUUCGUUGCUUCUAUGGCCGCCGUGGAUCUAUGCAUGGCCGUACAUCGAGGGCCAAAGAACAGUGCCACCGACGGCUUGCUACAUUCAAUUCAUCGAGACAAAUCAUUACAUUACAUUUGGUACCGCGAUCGCCGCGUUUUACGUACCCGUCACGGUGAUGAUAAUCCUUUACUGGCGGAUAUGGAAGAAAACCACGAAUCGGCAGAAGACCCUGCCGUAUUUGCAGGCGGGCACUGAGGACGCCAGUAAAAGGAGUUCAUCUAGUAUUGGGUUGGACACAGAUGACAGCCGGAGGCCUAGGAGCGAGUCUAGCACAGGCGUAAGCGACAUGAAUUCGACACAUAUGGCAGUCUCAUAUCUUGAUAGACAGUAUUCUCAAUUCAAAACAAAAUACAAACCAUGGAUCCGAUUCAAAAUGUGGUGCACCGCCUGGUGGCUGAGCGGUCGGGACGACGAUGACGACGACGACGACGACGACGACGAUGACGACGACGAUGUCGAGGGUGCCGAAAGUAGUCGCACCACCGGCCACGCCGUCGACGAAGCCAUCACGCCGUUGUCGGCCGAGACACCCCUAACCGGCACGGUGUCCCGGUCGCCGUCGAUAACGAACAACCACGAGUACGGGAAACCAGGGAAAGUUAGCGAACUGUCAACGAAAAACAUCCCUAGCGACACUGUCUACACAAUUCUAAUCCGGUUUCCCACACAUGACAGCAGCGAGAAGGGCAAGUACACGGAGAAGCCGAGCAUAAAAAUGUACCAUUGCGAGAGCCCGACGACGCUGACCAGGAGGCCGUCGCAAAUGCCGGACAUUAGGAUGCCGUUGGGCAUGAGGAACAUCCCGAAGCAACCGGUGGCGGCCAGCAAAAGUGCCGCGAGCAAGGUCGCCGCGACGAAAAAGAAAAACAUUCAGGACAAGAAGGGGGAACGUAAGGCCGCGAAGACGUUGUCGGCCAUCUUGCUGGCGUUCAUCAUCACGUGGACACCGUACAAUAUCCUCGUUCUGAUCAAAUCCAUCACAGCCUGUUCGUUGUACAUACCGCAACCACUGUGGGACUUUUUCUAUUAUCUUUGUUACAUUAAUAGUACUGUGAACCCGAUGUGUUAUGCCCUAUGCAACGCGGCGUUCCGAAGAACCUAUGUGCGAAUACUGAAGUGCAAGUGGCAUAACAGGAACAGGAGUGGGAUGUUCUCGCAGCUGAACCCGAAGAACAACUCGAUUUAAAGGAGAUAAACGAAAAAA
Messenger RNA from Megalopta genalis, 3655 nucleotides. The record is from RefSeq and is a predicted model, not a curated record. NCBI's taxonomy places the organism in Eukaryota, Metazoa, Arthropoda, Insecta, Hymenoptera, Halictidae.